UGCGACUUUUUUUGGACCGUGGAAAGGGGGGGAGGCCGGGGGAGGAAAGGAAGGCAGAACCGAAGUGAAAAGUUUCAUGACAUUUACUUAGACUCGGACUGCAAACGAGCCUGGCGAGACCAGCGCUUAUCUCGUGUCUGGACCGACUUUGUUCCUCAGAUGUGAUAUUUGUUGGAGUUGAUCUGAAAAGCGCUUUGGAGAGCAGGACCGGAAUCGAGCGGCCGAGAGGAAGCGAGCGGUCAGCACACAGUCCUCUGUCUGGCGUGAUGAUGAAGGAAUCAGUAGAUGCAGAGAAAAAGAGGACUAUAAAAGACAAGGAAAGACAAGUUAUCGAUUGCGACAGAGCGACGUGGAGAGACAUUUAAGGACGUUUAGUGGACACUGAGACGUCUUAGACAUCAUGGAGCUUGUCCCCAAAACUAAAUACACGCCUUUUAGGAGUGACUCCUUCAGCUCAACAGACGAGACGGCGUCCAAUCCUUCCCUUCCUUCUUCAGCUCCUCUAACCCCUCUCACCCCUCCUGGCAUCCCUCCUUCUCUCUCCUCCUCCUCCCUCACCCCUAUUCUCCCACCUUCUUCACCACGGCAGGCUGAGAACAGCCCCACCACCCUAUGCUCCUUCUUCCCCAGGAUGGGAGCCCUGAGGCUGGGUGUGUCUUCCACUCUGCUCCCAGGCUUAAAGGCCUCCAGUAGGCCGGCAAAUGUGCCUGGUGGCCAGGGAGGAUUGGGAGAGUCCUCGGAAGACACAGGAACUGCCGUCGCCAACUCUUCUCCUCCUCGUCUUCUUCCUCUCCUUUCUCUAACAGCCCCAUCUCCUCCUCCUCGUCCCCCACAGGAUAUGAACCGGCUGGGCGGGGCCUCACGGAGGGCCCGUGUGGAAGGAGGCCAGCUCGGCGGAGAUGAGUGGACACGGCAUGGCUCCUUCGUCAACAAACCCACCCGAGGCUGGCUGCACUCGGACAUUGUGGUCAGCACCAGCGGAGUCUCCUACACUGUCAGGUAUAUGGGCUGCGUGGAGGUGCUGCAGUCAAUGAGAGCACUGGACUUCAACACCAGAACUCAGGUUACCAGGGAGGCGAUAUCAGUGGUGUGUGAGGCGGUACCAGGUGCCAAAGGAGCUCAGCGAAGGAGAAAGCCCUCCUCUCGCUGUCUGUCCUCCAUCUUAGGGAAGAGUAAUCUCCAGUUUGCUGGAAUGACAAUCACCCUCACCGUGUCCACCAGCAGUCUGAACCUAAUGGCCAUCGACUGUAAACAGAUUAUCGCCAACCAUCACAUGCAGUCCAUCUCUUUUGCAUCAGGAGGAGAUCCAGACACAGCGGAGUAUGUUGCCUACGUCGCCAAAGACCCCGUCAAUCAGAGAGCGUGUCAUAUCCUGGAGUGCUCUGAAGGCUUGGCUCAGGAGGUCAUCAGCACCAUCGGUCAGGCUUUCGAGCUCCGCUUUAAACAAUACCUGAAGAACCCACCCAAAGUGGUCACCCCCCAUGACCGCAUGGCUCCAUUUGAUGGGUCGGCGUGGGAGGAAGAGGAAGAAGAUCUGGCUCCUCCGCCAGAGGUGCCGUAUUACAACAACUUCCCUGGCAAACAGCCUCCUCCUGGUGGGUUGGUGGACAUGAGGACCCGUCCCGGACACAGUACAGGAGCCACGCUGCCCUACGGACAGCCGAGCCAGAACGACAUUCACAAGCAGCCUCUUCCUCCACUACCAGUGGGUGUUAAGGAUGGAGUCUUGUUUGACGACCCCUCAUACGUUAAUGUGGAUAAACCCCGCCUCCCAGCAUCAGCAGCAGCCAAUGGGAAUGCUCAUAGAGACGCAUUUGACAUGAAGCCGUUUGAUGCAGCGCUCGGUGUGUCGGGUGUAGUGGCGCUUCCUCUGGCAGAGCAGCUGCAGAACGAGCCCUGGUUUCACGGGCCUCUGAGCCGCAGGCAGGCCGAAAGACUCCUGACCAAGGAUGGAGACUUCCUGGUGCGGGAGUCAGGCACCACACCAGGCCAGUACGUCCUCACCGGACAACAGGGCGGACAACCAAAACACCUGCUUCUGGUGGAUCCAGAGGGAGUGGUGCGCACCAAAGACCACCGCUUUGAGAGCGUCAGUCACUUGAUCAGCUACCACAUGGACAACCGGCUGCCGAUCAUCUCAGCAGGAAGUGAGGUGUGUCUGCAGCAACCGGUCGAUCGUCGAGCUUGAGAAACGCUUUAGAGAGAAAAAAACACAACUCUCCUUCAUACCUUUUGUUAUUUUUGCCUGACUCUAUCAGAGAAACAGUUUUCGUUCCAACUGGGAGUGUAAGCUAAUCCUAUCUUCCCAGAAACACACGAUUUUUCUACUGCAUCAACCACCGGCCGUGAAAUUACAAAGCGAUGCAAUCAUUCUAUUCAAAGUCGAAAGGAAACGUCGCUUGAAGAAAGCGAUUUGCAAAAAGCCAAACGAAUAGGCAUCUAGAAGAGGAGCAGGUGCGUAAUUGAUGUGACAUCACUUCCUUCCCGGUAACCAUGGCAACCAGCCAGGGCAUUCUUGGAGUCAAUAGCUGAUGUGAAUGUAGUAAAAUUGCAGACCCUUUGUAGCACUGGAAAGAUUCACAUGCAGUGCGGUGGGCCAAAUCCAAAGACUCGUUAGCAAUCGGUUUGUUAAUCCUGGCAUCGCUGUGGUUUCAAGACUGUUGAUGAAUAUGCAAAACUUUAAAGACAACACAGCUCAUUCUCCAUCGACUGAACCACAUCUGUUGUCUUUUCCAUCGGGAGAUCACCUUUCCCAGUGUUCCUAUUAAAGAAUAACACUCAGAAUGCCACUCAUUCUCACUCACACCACAUGCCGAACACGAUUCCGUGGAGAAAUUGGGAAUUUUGGCCAUUCGGGAAGACCCCUGAUCAUAUGUGAAAGCUUUAGCAGCUCGGAUGCUGUCUGGAUUUUUUUUCUGUUGCCUUAUGCAAUUGAGCAGAUGCUGUGAGGGACAUAUGCUGCCCGUAUGAGGUGUGAUGAACUGGUCUGUGGGAAAGAGUAACAUGUUCACUCUCCACACAACAUCAGUCUGGGACAAAAGGGAUGAGAGAAAAAAAAUAACUAAAUGAAGUGCAAUCUGCGUAGAUGGGCUCGUAAGCUUGAAUGGGACUGAGGGACUGCGGUUGGAGAUCAAAGCCUUCUUAUGAUGUCAUUUUAAUCAAGAAUUUAUAUAUUUGUUGCAAUGAUGUCAUCACACUCUGACAUCAGGAUGGUUUUAUUCUGCGAACAGGCUCUGUUUGUCUUCAUUUCCUCCUUUCGGUGUUUCUUCUGUUCGCAUUGACAAUCGAUCUUCAUGUGUGUGUGUGUGUAUGCAUAUAUACAUUCGGAGUCUCAAGUUACAAAACAUGCAUUAUUUUGUCGAAGAUUUACUUGAAUGCAUUUAAUUGACGUGUAUCACAAGUAGACACUCCGUCCAGGGCGAGGUAAACACUCCAAAUAAGUUCUGAACGUGUCUUUGCAGCCACAGACUGGAAAGCAACUCUCUUUAUCUUCAUUUGCUCUGAUAUUGAUUGUGCCUUUUUCGCCAAACACAGACACACCGAUAAAACACAGUCGCCUUUUGUGAUUCUGUGGGUAAUCGUGACCCUAUUCUGAAAAAAAAAAACACCACUGAAAUAUAAUCAACUGCAAAAAUGACACCGGUUUAGUGAGACUUACUACAGGUUUUGGGAAAGCAUGCAUCAUUUCUUCUGCAGGCUAAUCCUGCUGUUGUGCUUCGAUCUGUUGGUUGGUAUCAUGUUAUGUUGCUUAAGCUUACGUUGGUGAUUAAACAUCUUAUUCUGUUUCUCAUUUGGAGACCGACAUGGCCCGUAAGAGAAGGUGUAAAUAAUACUACGCCAUUAGUGUCGUUCACCGUGUUGAAUCCGUCUGUAAAACUCACAGGAUUGUACUGGGUGAAAAAUAACAAAGGUGUAAGAUUUGACAACGCAGUCACAUUGUGUUUAUCACACAAAUCUAUGUAAAUGAUAAGACUUUGCUUAGUCAGAUGUACAAAGACCUUUAUCUGGAUGCUUUAUCGAUCUGAAAUGGGCAAGUGUUCUGUCUUAGUUGUUUUUCAUGGAUGUAAUUUGUGGAUUUUGAGUCAUUGGUCAGCAUUCAUUCAGCAUGAUAAUUUCUGGCAGAUUCCAGCUGCGGCUGUGUGUGAGUGGUUUCAGCCUGGUGUAAUUCAGAGAUGUGCAUUGAAUGUUUUUUUUAAGUAUUGACGUCACACAUUUUAUGUGCUGACGGCACCACAGAUCUGGUCACUAACUGCUAAUGGAGUUUAAACAGUGUAUCUGUGUGUUGGCUGGAAUGGUCUGGAGUGAUGUGGCUUUUACAACUGACUCGCCACUGAACUGUUUGCUCAUUUUCAUAUUUCACAGCGGCCUUUUGUUGCAUGGAAACACUUCCUGUUAUUGUGAUGGUGACUUUUGUGUUGUGGUUAGUUGUUUGCUACUUUCUAAGCCAAAUGCGUUUAUUUCUUGUUUGCCUAUAUAAAUGUCGCUUCUUCUUUUUUAAAUACACGUUUUUGAUCAUUUCUGUAAUUCUUUUUAUGUUGAUGUUAUUUGGGAAAAACAUAAACGUUUACACCUGUAUCAAAUGAUAGAUGACAUAUAUAAAUACAUAUAUCAUUCACCGUU
Messenger RNA from Danio aesculapii, 4620 nucleotides. RefSeq names its product SHC (Src homology 2 domain containing) transforming protein 1 (gene shc1). Lineage: Eukaryota; Metazoa; Chordata; Actinopteri; Cypriniformes; Danionidae. The transcript is spliced from 13 exons. Gene Ontology annotation, cellular component: plasma membrane. The record is from RefSeq and is a predicted model, not a curated record. Gene Ontology annotation, molecular function: receptor tyrosine kinase binding. Bases 401 to 2188 code for a protein of 595 amino acids. Gene Ontology annotation, biological process: cell surface receptor protein tyrosine kinase signaling pathway; intracellular signal transduction.